AAUCCCCUCUCAAAUAUAUAUACUUAGCUCCGCCGAGGGACCGAAACCUCAACAAUUACAUCAUGACAAAUCCACCCCACAGUCCCAGCUGUAAUGAGCCCCUAACAUAAGAAAAGCCAAACUGAUUUCCAAUCACCCAAUCAACCGCCUCAAAUCACAUCAACAAGUGUAACCACACCCAAGCAAAGCUCCACCAUCCCAAGAACGAACCCCUCCAAAUCACCUAUAAGAAGCUUCCCAAUUGACCGAAGAAUCUCCUUCUUCCCCUCACUCAUGUUCAACCCCUCCAGACCUCUCCAGAGAUUCUCCCAUCUCCACCACCAUCUCAAACCAAAACACACGCCCAAAAUCCCAUCACCAGUACUCAAACGCACCAUGUCCAUCCCAUCCCGCCCAACAGGCCUCAUUGCCACCUCAGGAAUCGAACUCCUGACCUUCGGCACCCCCAAUGGGCACAAAAUCUCCAUCCUACUGGAAGAACUAAAGGCCCAGUACAACAAACCAUACACCGUGCAAAGCAUCAACAUCAUGGAGAACAUCCAAAAGGAGCCUUGGUUCACUGCUUUCUCGCCCAAUGGUCGAAUCCCUGCUAUUGUUGACCAUGAUAGGAAUGGAUUCAGUGUCUUUGAGGGAGCGGCGAUUUUGGCUUAUUUGACGAGACAUUAUGAUGGGGAUUAUGUUUUUCAUUUUAAGGAUGGGGAUGAGAAGAGUCGGGUUGAGCAGUGGGUUGCUUGGCAGCAUGGUGGUUUGGUAGGUUGUUUUUCUUCUCCUUUUGGACUAAGCUUGGGGGUUUCUUUCUGCUUUGCGGUUAGGAAACUAAUCAAUUCUGGACAUUACUCAAUUCAAGAAAUCGAACGUUAUUCUAAACAGUCGCGUAUAAUCAAUUUGGUUAUGCGAGCUUUUAGGAUAAUUGAGCUUCAUACUUUUGCCAAAUCAAGUCACAAGUCUCUUGGGCUAUGUCACUUGACACUUACUCCAAAAUUUCUAUCUUGAAGCAAUGAGUACCUUACCUCUCAACAUUUCGCUUAUUUCCCAGCUUGCCUUCUCUAUCCCCUUUCUCUUACAAAACCAGAGAGUCCUCAUCCACCCCCUCAUUCUACUCACACAUCCAAAUACAACGAUCAAAAGCUAACACAAACCCCAGGGCCCAAUGCAAGGCCAAGCAAACCACUUCCUCCGCUUCACCAAAGAAAAAAUUCAAUACCCAAUCCAACGCUACGUAGGAGAAACCGAGCGUCUCUACGGAAUCCUCAACACCCAACUCGCCUCACGAGACUACCUCGUCGGUCCAGGUCGAGGAAAAUAUUCCAUAGCCGGUAAAUCUUACUUAUCCCUAUCCCCCUUCUCCCACCUCUCCAAAUUAUACUCACACCCUCCCCACAGACAUCGCAUCCUUCUCCUGGGUAAACUUCUCCUACAUGUCCGGCAUCACACUCUCCACGCAAUUCCCACACGUCCACCGGUGGUGGAAAUCCAUCAACGACCGUCCAGCCGUACAAGCGGGGCUGGCCGUCCCUUCUCUAGGCAACUUCCACAACGCGCCCCAUGAGAAGCGGUUAGAGAGUGAGGAGGACUUCAAGGAGGCGGAGGCGAAGGUAAAGGAGGUGCUGGAAGAGGCGAAGAAGGCUUAUGGGUAUAAGUUUUCUAGUCCUUAGAUGGUGAUGGUUUGUUAGUCGAGAAUGAUCGAAAGAGGAUGACGGGAG
Hymenoscyphus albidus is the source of this 1703-nucleotide messenger RNA. NCBI's taxonomy places the organism in Eukaryota, Fungi, Ascomycota, Leotiomycetes, Helotiales, Helotiaceae. The record is from the annotation of a GenBank genome assembly.